CAGCCCGCCGGUUUAAUGCGGCGAAACGGUCAUACUCGACAGCGACUUAAAAAAUUGCACUCGAGUUUCGCUUGCAAUUUUCGCCAUUUGUUUAAGUUUUCAACGCAUGCUGUGAUUGCGAGACGGCUGGCAAAGCAGAGAGCAAAGUGCCUGGAUAACCAGCGACCUGGAGCACCUGGCGAUGGAUCAGGAGAACGGCGGGCAGGCGAAAAACUCGGUGGGUUCAGGGGACGCCGGUCUCAAAAUGGCGUCUGCGAAUUCCGAAACGCUGGCGUCGGCGACGCACGAGCUGAAAAUCAUGGACGUGGAGGGCGGUGCGGUGGUGGCGGUGGAUCCUGUCGAGGAGCCGGAGGAUCCCAUGGUCAUCCUGGUGGACGACGACGAGGGCGACGCGGUGAUGGAGGUGGACGAGGACGAGCAGCCGCUGCCGGAUGAUGCGGGCAUUGAGGAUGUGGAUGUGGAUGUGGACGAUGAUCAUGCUGGCGCAGUGGCGGAACUGCAGUCGGCUUUGAAUAAUCCAGAUGACAAGCCGGCCAGCGAGGAUCCGCUGCUGGAGGAUCCGGACCGUGAGCCCGACACCAUGUCCACCAAAACCGAGCCUUCGAGCGACGGCGAGAGCAACCACUCGUACCACGAUCCCAUGGGCCUGCUGGAGCGGAUCGACAGCCAGGAGGCGGCCGACAGCCAGGACGAGGACGACGACUUCAGCGAGAGCAGCAAUGGCGGCAACAACGCAUCCCGCCGCCAGAUGCCCCGCUCGCAGCGCUGGCUCAUCUGGAUGAAGCGGUGGCCCUGGAUCCUCCACGAGGCCUCCGACGGCACCUUAGCCUUCUGCCUGUACUGCAACAUGAACAUCAACGUGAACAACCGCUCCAGGCACAUCAACCAGCACAACAUGUCGCUCUAUCACCAGGAACGCGAGGCCAACUACUUGGCCUUCAAGAGGAGCGAGGAGCAGACGAGGGGAGCAACCAGUGACAACGAGGUGAAACACGAGUUCGGCACCAAGAGCUAUGUGGCCGCCAUGAAGCAGAAGCGGGCCUCCGAGACCGAGGCCUUCAACAACUUCAACUGGUUGCGCUGGCUGCGCUGGCAUCCUUGGCUGGAGCGCGCCCAGCCCACCGGAACCAUCGGCACAUGUCGCGUCUGCAACGUGCGCAUGAACGUGGAGUUUGUCUAUCUGCGCAAGCGGCACGAGACCACCAAGGGUCAUCUGGAGGCGCUGCGCAACCAGGAAUCCGAUAAGCCCAGUCGCAAGCGGAAGAGGAGCAAGAGCACGAGCACCGGAGUCGAAGACGAGGGCGAGCCAGAGAAGGAGAAGGAAUCUGAGCAAGAGGCGGAGACGGAGGAGACGCAGGACACCGCCGUGGUGAUGAUGAACGGCGAGUUAAACAAGGACGAGGAUCCCAGCAAGUGGUGUGAGCUGAUUCCGGACACAAAUCCACAGCAGUGCCGCUGCACGCUUUGUGAUUGCACAAUGGCGAUCACCAGUUUUCUUAGACACUGCAAAACCAGGCUGCAUUGCCAGAAACUUGUGUCGCCCGCCGAAAAGGGGUCCCAAGAUAUCCGCGGCGUUUGGUCUGUGUUUGCCGAGCUGCAUCCCUGGUUGAUCGCCGAUCCAGAUGACCCCAGUAUUGGCUACUGCAGCGUCUGUCGCAAGCGCUUCAUGUACGGCAACUCGGAGAUUAAACGCAAGAACCACGAGAAGUCCGAAAAGCAUACGUCGGCAGUGGCCGCCGCAAAGGCAGCGAUUGAAGCUGGAUUGGCUGAGGAAAAGGAAAACGAAGAUGCAGGCGAAGCCGAGGAAGCUGCGGAGGCGGAGGAAGUGCCCGCCAGUGAGGCAGCCCAAUCAGAGGCUCGAUCGGAGAGCGAGGGCAGCGAGGAUAAUGACGAUGACAAUUGGUCGGAGACACAGAAAGGCGGAAAGGGCUUUGCUGCCAAGGCCGCCAUUGAGCCCAGAAAGGCCAAGGCACGCGCCGGUGUGCGCUUUUACCCGUGGCUUUGCUAUUCCAAGGAUCGCAAGACACAGAUCUGCAAAUUCUGCCGCGUACGCUUCCACAACGAAUCGGCGAAAGCCCGCCAUGAAUACAGUGCCCGGCAUGUGAAGCUUAUAAAGCAGUUCAAGGCGCGUCAGGCUAAGCAGCCGCAGGGCUCAAUGAAGCAGACUAGAAACAAGCGGCAGGAGGAGGAGGAAGAAGAGGUGGUUGAGCAGGAGGAGGAGGAAGAGCAGGAAGAGGAGGAGGAGGAGGAGGAUGCGGAGAGCAACACAGACUCCGGCACCGUGCAGACGCGAAAGAAGGCUCGUCGCGCCGGCAAACUGUUCGUCAAGCCCAUUCCGGCCACCAUGAAGGGCAAGGUGAUGGUGUGGAAGGGCCGCUUCCCGUGGCUCUCGUACAAAAAGAACGAGCUGCGCGGCAACUACGCCUGGUGCAAGCUCUGCGAGACGUCCCUCUACCUGCCCUCCUCCAAGUGGGCCUCCAAGCAUCAGAGAACUUCCCGUCACAUUCGCCUGCGCAUCGAUCGGAAGCGCAAUAAUGGCAAACCAUUACCAGCAGCAGCAUCUGCGGUUAAGAGCCCUCCCGAAAUCUCCGCCGUUGUGGCCACCGCCUCGGCUUUGGCCAGCGGUGAGGCUAGACAAAAGGCGGCCAUGGCAGAGCUGCAGGCCAAGUACAACUGGUUGGAUCCCGAUGCCAACGAUGAGAACCACUGCCACUGCCGCAUUUGCGAUACCCGGCUGCCCAUCAAGGUCUUCUAUCUGCGCCAACACGACGCCUCGCGCAAGCAUGCCGAGAAUGUGGAGCGGCAUCGGGCAGCCGCCGCCGCUGCUGCGGACGCUCCAUCCGUAAGCACCACCACCUCCACUGUGGAGGCGGAGCGGCAGGAGUCGGGAAUGGACAAGGAGAGCGACGGCGACAUUAGCGUUAGAUCCGAUGGCAGCACGGCGGAGCCCCCGGCGAAGCGUUCGCGACGCUCCAUGGAGGUUCGCCGCUUGCUACGCGCCCUUCGCGACUCCAUGGGCAAGCGGCACGAGGAGCGCUCCCAGAUUGACAUGGCCAAGGACAUGAUAUGCUCCUCAUUCGACAUUGUCUCGCGCCUGCGAACUCUGGAGCGGGAGUCGGCCGCUCAAGGCGAUUCCACGGCGCAGGCGCCGCCGGCAUCAGUCGCGGUGACCGCUGUCCAGCCGCCGGAGCCGCGUCAUGUAUUGGAUCUCUUCUUCGACAGCAUUGCGCCUACGAUGAAGUCCCUGCCCGCGGAUUUGGCCGCAGAGGGCAAGGCCAAAAUCAUGCAGCUCGUCUGUGGCUUGGAAGUGCGAGCCAUGCAAAGGAAUUCCGCUCAAGUAACUCCGCCUUCCGUCGUAGCACCUUCCGCAUCGGCUUCCCCAGCUACUCCUGCAGUUGCAACAAGUCCUCCUACCCCUGCUUCGGCAGCCUCUGUUAUUCCUCCAGCUCUUCCUGCUGCCGCCGAGGUAGACUCGCAUUCCAAUGUUAUAACCAUUCAAGACGACGACAACAACACUGUUCAAAACAAUAACAACGAAGUGGAAGCCGUACAGAAGAAGCCAUCCGCUAACCCGGUGACCAUCAACGGAAAUCAAAAAGAGCUGCCGGAAAAUAUACGACGCAUUUUGAGCUCCUCCCAAGUGCAGGUGACCAACCGCUAUGAUACGGAAUCCGUGCGUUGUGUGCCGCUGGACAAGCUAACCACACAGAGUCGCACCAACGGAAACGUGCGACCCUCGGAAGCUCCAUCCACUCCACAGGCGGAUAUUAUGGCCAAUGGAAAUACUCUAGCCAUGCUCCGGCAGAUACGCGUUAAUAAUAACAGCAGUUCCAAGAUGAUCACUAUUACCAAGACACCCAUGCAUCAGCCGCCGGCAAACAUAACAACGACACCCAUAAUGCGGAGUGGUCCGAACAGCAACGGUGGUCAGAUGACAACGUUCCGGUCGAUGGUGAACCAUAACCGUAGACCAUAAGGCGCAUAAGAAAUAUGAAUCAUGCCUAGUUAUAGUUUUUGUCAUUAUUUGUCAUUAUUUAAACUCGCCUCAAUCAGUUAUAUUGUAUGUUAAAGAUGGAUACUUGCAAGCAAGAUAAUUAUUUCAUUCGCGAUAACAAAGGAAUUGUUUUCAAUACAAUCAGCACGACAUUUCUGCAUUGACCCCUGAAAUCGAAUCGAAUCUGUUUUAUUCCGAAACUGGCACGUUUUGUUUCGGAACCAAUCCAGUGCACCAGUAAAAUAUUUUGGUUUUUUUUUUUUUUUUAAGCAUUUUAUAAAUUGGAUUGAUUUAAGGUUUACAGGCUUAUCCAAGUCCUACCCAAAUAUAUAUAAACUGUAUGUCUUUUAA
Messenger RNA from Drosophila takahashii, 4345 nucleotides. RefSeq names its product Suppressor of variegation 3-7 (gene Su(var)3-7). The record is from RefSeq and is a predicted model, not a curated record. Gene Ontology annotation, cellular component: cytoplasm. NCBI's taxonomy places the organism in Eukaryota, Metazoa, Arthropoda, Insecta, Diptera, Drosophilidae. Gene Ontology annotation, molecular function: DNA binding.